UGACAAUGUUUUUGUCACCGCGAAUAUUUUUGAAGUAAAUGUGUAUUUAUAAAUGUUUAUAUCCGUUGACAAAUUUAUAUUAAUUAGCUUAUUGAUUAAUGUUAAUGUAACUAUUAUUAACGGUGUGAUGUGCUUGAAUUGUUCAUCUACCCACCGCAGUUGGACGCGCUGCGGGGUCACUAUAGACAACGCCCUCGACUCUACUAAGACGAUCUAUAAAGAUGUAGUGAAUUGUACUGAAGAGAAUGCAUUGUGUUUCAUACGUUCGUGGAGAGCAAGAGCGAAACAUGCAUGGAUCGUACAAAGAGGCUGCUACGAGCUUACUGCACAAGAUACGCCGCCCGUAAGUCUAUCUGAAGCAAGAACAAUGUCGUGCAAACGGCAAAGACUACCUGACGCGGAGUACAAAUUAUGUUUCUGCCAAGGAGAUCAAUGUAAUCGGAGUUAUGAACUUCGUUAUGAACGAGUACAGCUUUUUGUGCUGUUAUUGCUUUAUUUAUUUUUAAACUUUGAUGUGUAAACUGUAAUUAAAAUGGACAAAGGUUGUAUUUGUUCUUGUGGCGUCAAUUGUUCGAUUCGUUUGGACGGUGUGUUUAGCAAUAAACAUUGACUUUAUCGGCUUA
This is a messenger RNA of Papilio xuthus (Asian swallowtail), 623 nucleotides long. RefSeq lists its product as uncharacterized. The record is from RefSeq and is a predicted model, not a curated record. The coding region runs from base 53 to 520 and encodes 155 amino acids. NCBI's taxonomy places the organism in Eukaryota, Metazoa, Arthropoda, Insecta, Lepidoptera, Papilionidae. Gene Ontology annotation, biological process: sleep; regulation of synaptic transmission, cholinergic; positive regulation of voltage-gated potassium channel activity. The transcript has 3 exons.